UGUGCAUUGGACGUGCAUUUUGUGCUCGUUCUUCAAGUAGGUGAAAUUCACAAACGAUGGGUGUUUUGAAUAUUAUUUUGUCUGUUUCCUGAUAAUUGCGGAUAUUGUAGGAUUUCAUUUUGAUCUCAAUUCGUUUUGAUCAGCGCUGGAAUACUAGUUUUAGCAGUGAUCAAGAGAAAGCGUGUGUUUGUAUUCGGCCGUGUGUCACUGUGUGUAUUCACUGUGUAGUGUGUAUCUGUCUGUAUGGAUAGCAUCCGUUUUGUCAGUCAUUUCUGAGUAGUAGUGAUCAACCUCGUCAGUCAUGGAGUCUGGAGGAUUUGACAGGGACUGUAGUGCCCUAGGUGUCCUCUUUCAACAGAUCAUAAAUGACAUGAAGGGUGGCUAUCCGGUAUGGGAGGAUUUUGCAGCAAAAGCUGCAAAGUUACACACAGCACUUCGGACUACUAUCGUUGCUGUUGGUGCCUUUUUGGAGGUCUUUCAGAAAGUGGCAGAUAUGGCUACCAACACAAGAGGAGCAACUCGUGAUGUAGGUGCAUCACUCACAAGACUAUGUCUCAGACACAAGAAUAUAGACCAUAAACUAAGAACGUUAAAUAGCGCAAUAGCCGAGUGUUUAGUCAACCCUGUGCAGGAACGCCUGGAAGAAUGGAAGAAAGUAGGCAACCAGUUAGACAAGGACCAUAUGAAAGAUUACAAAAAAGCUCGAGCCGACUUAAAGAAGGCUUCAUCCGACACAGUCAAGUUACAGAAGAAAGCCAAGAAAGGCAAGCCGAGUAUCCAGAGCCAGUUGGACAACGCGAUGCAAGAAGUGAACGAAAAGUACCGGAUCCUGGAGAAUACAGAAAAGGAUGCGGUGCGGCAAGCUCUCGUUGAGGAGCGGAGCAGAUAUUGUACAUUUAUUUCAUACCUCAGACCCGUGCUGAAAGAAGAGGUUGGCAUGCUGACAGAGAUUGGUCACCUCCAGGAAAUCCUUGGGAGUCUAUCCCAGCAGUGUGCUGACCCCAAAUCCUUACCACCGGCCAGUGAACAAGUUAUUCUCGACCUCAAGGGAUCAGAUGCCUCGCUAUCUUUCCAGUUCAGGUUGCCUAGAUACAGAUUUACACCCCCCAGCUCGCCAAGCUCUCUCGGGUCAAGGAAGUCAAGCAUGUGCAGCAUCAGCAGUCUGAACAGUUCGUCUAGCGGGUCGACCAAGUCUCACUCUCCUAGUCACCACUAUAGAAGCAGGAGUACCUCACACUCUCACUCACAGCCUGAGGCGCAGCCCCCACCCGGUUCAGUACGACUGGCGAGCGUGUCGUCUCAGGACUCUGGCUUCACCUCACAAGACACAUUGUUCUUAAGGCCUCCCUCACCCUCUAUGCUGAAUUUUAAACGACAGAGUUCUAAAAACUCUGUCGGAGACAACACAAGUGAAGCGUCAAGCGAGGCCUCCACCCCAUCCUCAGAGCCAUGCCCAGGCGGGCCGGCGUCUUCAGCCUCAACCUGGACAAACUGGCCUGAACCACCGAAUCAAAAAGCCACGUCAAAUCAUGGGCCAGUCGAACGGCCGCAUACAAUCUCGUCGGCAUAUGAAAAGAAUCACAGCCGGCCCUCUCUCUCGUCGCAGACCUUUGAACCGCCUGAUCCUGGCCUUCUCGACAAGAGUGCGAAAACGCCGACCAAUAAUGAUCAAGAAGAUAGAUCUUUGACCGCGCCGUCUACGCCUUCGCAGUAUGCGCGGCCGAUUGUCACGGUCCGCCGUGGCUCCAUCAGAGACAGUCUCGUUCAGGAUCGGCCACCUGUUGGCCCGAAGCCCAAAGCCAAGCCGGUAGCAUUGCCCAUGGUGCCCACAUCUAUAGCUUACCAAGACUCGGCACCCAUAUACGUCAACAUGAGUGAACUUCAAUCAAUGGCGAACCAGCGCCAACUUGAACAACUUGGCACGGACGUCCAGUAUCACUACCCACGGAAAAUGUCAUUACCAGCACAGAGUGUGGAUUUGGCGAAGGCUAUCCGUGAGCUAGACGCGCAUACUCAUGCUCUCAGAAGUAGUGACCCUAGUGAUGUGUCCCCUGGCCGGGGCUUGCAGAUGCCAAACUCACAAGAGCUAGCCGACGCCAUACGCGACCUUGAGGCUAGCACCGCUGCCCUUCAGUCAUCAUACGAGAGUAGGUCUUCAUUACAAUGUUCUAGUGGCUAUGGUACAAUGAGCAACACCCCUGCUAAUUCUGAAGACACAAUAGCGGGCGGAGACAUAGAUUUUGAGAAGUUGGAGAUUGAAUGUCGGGAUAAGUUUUCUACCGUUCCUCGGAAUAGUGAGAUGAGUAAGGCAUACCGCUCGUUGAUGGCUGGUGGGAGGAGGCCCCAUUCUACUGCAGGUAUACCAUGUGUUCACAGCGGUAUGGCCACCUUGCGACGUGGCUCAUUGCCGCUGAAGCCGCCACCGCCCGUACGGAGAUCGUCGUCAAUGACUGGGUCGACCCCUGUGGCUCCCCCUAUGGUGCCAUUGAAACCAGGAGGUGCCGGGAGCAACACGCCCACACCUCAGGGGACUCCAACGCAUAAACGCUCACAGAGUGUAUCGAAUGAUGUGCAGUUCAACUAUGCAGUACUACGACGUGAAUUCGCUGAUAAGACUCAAUCACAUUCAUCUAAUGUUGAACGUGGACCGUCAAAUGACGCGUACGGACAGUCGCCCAAUAUGGGACGGUUUGUGGCACCUCCACCAGUUGACAAUGGGACUUAUGAUAUAACACCGACUGCUGAUGGUGGAGGCAUGCAUUCUCAUGCCAGUAUUAUUCAGAGUCUGGCCGCUAAGUUUGCUGCGUUGAACCGGACUGAUAGUCUUGAGGACUUGCCCCUGCCACCACCACCCGAGGAAUUGGCGGCAUUGAGCCACCCACCACCACCGAGUAACCCCCCACCAGUAGCCGAAAGUGGCCCUACUAACUUUCUGUCUCAAAUCAAACGAGGGGUACAGUUGAAGAAGGUUCAGUCGAAUGAUCGGUCGGCCCCGAGAGUUAAUCACGCACGUGUUUGAUACUCAUGGAGAGAUUAAAGGUUCAUGCAUGUUUCAACAUGUAAAGGUGCUUCAUUAUUAUCAUAGCUAUAAUAUAUACUUGGUGAUAUAGGAGGCCUUGGAGACCAAAGUCAAGCUUGUUUGAGGGUCUUCGACUAAAUAUACAAUUGUCAGUGUUGACAACACGAAUCUCGAUCUGUUACUAUAGUGUACACAUAUUGCAAGUUGAGUCUGACAUUGUCAAAUUCUAAACUUAGAAUUAACUUUGGCCCGACAUAUUUCAUAUGAUGAGUAUUUGAAAGUUCAAGGACGAAUACAUAUAUAAUAAUCCCUCACCGGCACUUUAUCAUUAUAUUUCCUCUUGGGAGAUGUUUUUCCCAUUCUCUGGUUAGACAUAAAGAUACUUAUUCUUCCACUUGGCCUAUCGUCCCCUUUAACUGUGUAAGCUACAUGUAUGGGUAUAUUUUCCAUUUAAGGAUGCAAGCUGUGGCUAUCUUCUCCCUUUAACUGCAAAUCUGUUGCUAUCUGCAAGUAUAUUCCCCCUUUAACUUAUUCUCUUGACUUUUCUGGUAACCUAUUGACCUGCAGGUUUUAAUUACAUGUGUAAUUGACAAUCAGAUAACUAAUCAAUCUGAUGGCUCUUCAAAUGAUCGCACCACUAACUCAUGUCUUUUAACCCUCUCAGAACGGAGACAGCCUCAUGUGUGUGUAGCAUUGCCGAGUUUAGCCAAAGAAAGUUCUACGGGAGUAGAAUUAGUUCUACAGGAGUAGAAUUCUGUUGUAUGUGAUUGUAAAGAAAAACAGUAGUUUUGCACUUGGCCUCAUUUUGAGAAGAAAAAAACAUGUUGUAAGAAUAAAUGGAGAUGUCGUUAGAUACUGUCAUGUUCAAGUAGUAGUGCAACAGACUCCUAGCAGAUGGCAGCACCAACCGUUUUUAUAAUGGCGUAUAAUACUUAGGCUGAAAAGUUUUUCCAGAAUUUUUGGUGACCACACCGGUAUUUCGCACUCGGCCUAUGUUUGUAGAAGUAGAAGAGGUGUAUAAUGUGGCACUGGCCGCAACGAAUUGACACUCAUGAAGUGUCUACUUAAUACAAUGUCGUAGGGUCAGACAUUGACGUAGGGAAAGGGUCUGCCUAGUCAGCAGGCGAUUUGUUAUGUCUGGAGAUAAAGUCAUCUAACAAUUAAUGUCCAUGUACAUGUCCUUGAACUUGAUCAAAACUAAAUCAAGCGAGGGCAUCGAUGUUUCAUUUCUUUAAACCUAUUUUAGGUCACGACUUGACUUGGUUCAAUGUCCGAGUUGUCUGUGUCAGGAUAACACUGUCACCACGGCCAUUGUCUUAUUUCCAGGUAUUGUCGAGUUUUGUUUACAUGUCUUCAGCCCGACAAGGUUUUGUUUUUGGAUCCUUUCCAGAAUUAGCUGAUCAGGGAAGUUGAAAAUUUGAGAAAAAAAUCCAAAAAUAGCAAGGAAGUAAGAUGAGUAGGUUUUUAAGCCAAGAAAAAGAACAUGGAAUGCAUACAUUCUGAGAAGAAAAAUAACCUGGGCUGCAAAACUCAUUAUUGAUUUGUUGAUUUCAGCUGGUAUCUAUAACGGGAAUUUUUGUGUCUUCAAAAUGUCCUUGAGUAUUUUAUGAUUUAUUGCAACACAGAAGUGUUAGUGAUUACCUAAUCUCCACUAAAGUCAAUAAAUUUGCUAAGAUAUAUCCCACCUUGUUUACAUUAAACCAGAGAUGAAUGAUCUUGCUAGGUUUUUCCAGAUACUUCAGAAGACAGACAACUUGUUUGAACAAACAUGUACCUGCCUAUACCUGCCUUGCUAAAAGUAAAGACACUUGAGUGAGUGCGCCGUGAUAAAAUUUGCAUUCUCAUUGUUUGGUUUUUCACUUUUUGGCCACUUUUAGGUCAUCAAUAAUGAUAAAUUUGUUUCACUUGACAUUUCAUCCCGCCUCGCCGAACCCGGCAAUCGGUGAUCAGCGACGGCGUCAUGACUGCGGCCUUGUCGGUUUGAAGUUGUCGAGGUUAAAACAUCAAACGAAUACUGUGUGGACUCUGGUUUGCAGGCAGGGAAGUGGUAUCACAUUUGGUGCACAUACAGGAAAUGAACUACAUUAGUUUUACUCUCUGUUGUCAGGUGGCAGCACUCUGGGAUGAUACUUGAGAAUUUGAGAUUGGUGCGUGACCACUUCAUUGUUCAGUGUACUAGUUCAGUUUUAGUACAAAGUCUGGUCAGCAAUCAAUAAACUCCUGAAAAUUAAAGUUCUGUUCCGAAUGACCUGUCCAGGACAAUGUACUUUUGAGUGUUGUGAAUGUUAACUCUGCAGUGGUGAUGAUGAGUACUAAGGUUGUAUGAAAAAUAUUUAAGACCAGCAGAUGUUAAUUUUUCGCUCUCGCGUAUAUAGCAGAUUGAAAGUGGCUUUCCCACUCUAGAUGGGUCAUUGUCUUUCAUAUAAGGGGAUCAAAAAAGCCUCGAGGGUUAUUAUAUAGUUCAUCAAAUGAAACAAAUGUUUACAAUAGUAACUUAUAAACCGAUUGUGUAGUAUUGCCAAUAAUGGAACCUUUUGUUUCUUUUGAGUAUAUUCAGGUACCGUUUGGGUAACGAUAUGGUUUUGUUGUUAGUUUCUUUUCCAUUGUUGGCUUCAUGCCAUUGCUGAAUCAUACUUGGGACUCUUGGUCACUCUUGAAGGAAGAAAACAAUAGUGUUCAUUGCCUUAUCGCAUGACCAGUGCAGAUUAGUUCCACAAGAGUGCUUCAUAAUGGAGAGUUAUCUUUGAAACUCUCCACUGUGUUCUUAUACAAUGAGAUACACCUGAAAAUCAAUUGCACCUACAAAGUUAUUAAAAAUGCUAAUUCGUUUGAAACUGGGAAAGAAAUGAGAACUUUCUCCUUGCUUCUUGAAGAUAAAGGCGAAGUUAUGCAACGAUAUGAUUACACAGUUGUGUUAAACAUAGCGUCAAACGUGGUGUGUACCUAUAAUAAGUCCCGGGAAUGUUUUGUUGAUGUCAGCAAGAAUUCAUAUAGACUAGUCUUUAUUUAUUCUUGAUGUCAGUAAGUCUAAAGUUUCGAUGUUUUGAUGCUACUUGUAGAUGUAGGCCUAAUCAUUGUGUACAUAACAAAUGUUAAGGAAGCAAGUUUUAGAUUUAACGUUCCUUGUCUCCUGUUGGGACGGCCUAUUUUGAUUUUACCGUGAAAUUGGCGAGCCGCUGUCACGACUUGAUGAAAAAGCAAGUGAUAUGGUCGAAAGACGGGCUACGGAGGAUUUGCUAAUUGGUUAAUUGGCUCGUCUGUGUAAGAGAUGCAGAUGGCCUAACAAGAACAACUACUAUAUUGUACAACCUUGUAUUGUGUAUGAUCAAAACGAUAUGUAUACAUGUUUUUGUUCCACUUGAUUUAAACUUGCACUAUUAUGUAAACAAAUAAGUUUUAAAUGAUCAUGAUUAUUAAUUAUAACUGAUGUAAAUUGAUAAUCAUUUUGUAAUUAAACGUUUAAUAUAACUGUAUUGAUUUUGGCUUCAGGUUAGGAGAAGCUGUUACAUUUCUGGCAUCAAAAACAGACUUUGAAAGACCAGUGCAUUUUGCUGAUGCUUGCCAAUUUCCUCUUUGCCAGGAAUGCCAUGUUUCUCCCACCUACUCAAGCACAUAAUUGUGCUCUUGUCUAUGUAAAUAGUCCAAGGCCGAGGCCUGUACAUGUUUUUGUUGUUAAAUUGUAGUGACGUCUCAUAUUUUUACCAGGCAGUUCAAUUAGUCUUCUUCACAAGUCGCUGGAGAAGAUAUUUCUACUUGAGAACUGUUUUUUUUCUUCUGAGCAGUCAGUAUAAAUGUAAUUUACUGCCAUCAAUUGUCAUUCAAUUCCUGAUCGGAUUCUUUUUUCGUAAACUGUCAAAUUUUCACACUCCUAACAAAACUUUCUAACAAAAAGAAGCUUCUUGCAAAAUGAAGAAUUUUUUUACUUCAGCUUUAUCAAUUUUUCACAAUAAAAAGUUUCAGUAAUUCAUGACCAACUUUUUAGACAAUUUAAUAUUUUUUAAAAACCAGUGUUGGAAAAUGAAGUAUUUGUAAAUAUGUAAAUGCAGUUGUCUCGCAAUUUUGGGCUUGAAAGUAAAGUAGAUGUAGGUAUUGCCAUUUUAGUGCAGAAAAGGGGUCAUCAUGCAGAGACAGGGAGAGUAAUACUGUGCAUUAUUUUUGUGGAGGAAAGGUUAAAAGUGGGUUUCUCUGACAUUAUGGAGGGACAUCAGUGACACUCGGGGCAUUUGUACUGUUAAAUUGAUCAGGAGCUAUCGUGACUUCAUACUCUUGCUCUGUAGAGCAAUGAAGAACCAGUCCUAGCAUGUAUGGUUGUGUGACAGCCCCUGACCCAUUUUGCAGUAAUUUAUUUAGUGUAUGUUAAAAACAUAAGUUGAUGACCCUCAACCUGAAAUAUUUGUAUAAAAAGAAAAAUAUUUGGUUCAUUUUGUUUGAUGUAAAUUUAGAGGAUUGAACAAAACAUGGAGUGUUCCAAUCUGCUUUCCAAAAUUUUGCUUAUCUAUUAUCAAUAUAAUCACUCUGUAGACCUUGUAAAGUAAUAAACUUGUCU
This is a messenger RNA of Lineus longissimus, 7565 nucleotides long. Its product is annotated as protein MTSS 2-like. The record is from RefSeq and is a predicted model, not a curated record. NCBI's taxonomy places the organism in Eukaryota, Metazoa, Nemertea, Pilidiophora, Heteronemertea, Lineidae. Bases 302 to 3019 code for a protein of 905 amino acids. Gene Ontology annotation, cellular component: actin cytoskeleton; cytoplasmic side of plasma membrane. Gene Ontology annotation, molecular function: actin binding; phospholipid binding. Gene Ontology annotation, biological process: cell projection assembly; plasma membrane organization. The transcript is spliced from 18 exons.